CCCGGAGUAAAGGGGGAGAUGGUGCUCUCUUCAUGAUGCAGCCUGCUUGCGCACAGCAGCCCCGUGCUUGCAGUUGUGAGCAAAGAGCCAAGUGUGGGAGCUCACCAUGAUGGUAACCACCUCCCCACAAGGCAGGCAGCCUUUCACCAGAGGGAAGUAUCAGGUUGCUGUACUUCGGCUGUGGGUUGUCACUGUCUAAUAAUAUGACCGUUUUGCCAUCUCUCUGCAAAUAAGGCAGGAGCUGCUACCUGAUUGGUAUAACAUCUCACUUUCCCUCCUCAUUGAUUUUCUUGUUCUCCUCCUUUGCUUCAUAAAAAGAGGGACAAGUGGCUGGUGCUGUGGACAGAGAAGCUUUAUUUUUAGUAUGAGACAACCUCUAUUUUCUUUCAGGAGAGGGAAGUUGGAUUAUCAAUUCUUUUGUAAAUGUGUAUGGUGAUAUUUGCUCCGCUUUUUGCAAUCUUUGCAUUUGCAACAUGCGGUGGCUAUUCUGGAGGCCUGCGGCUGAGUGUGGACUGUGUCAACAAGACGGAAAGUAACCUCAGCAUUGACAUAGCAUUUGCCUACCCAUUCAGGUUGCAGCAGGUGACCUUUGAGGUGCCCACGUGCGAGGGGAAGGAGCGGCAGAAGCUGGCACUGACUGGUGACUCCUCAUCUUCUGCUGAGUUCUUCGUCACGGUCGCUGUCUUCGCCUUCCUCUACUCCCUGGCCGCCACCGUCGUUUACAUUUUCUUCCAGAACAAGUAUCGGGAAAACAACCGGGGCCCACUCAUUGACUUCAUCGUCACCGUAGUCUUUUCGUUCUUGUGGUUGGUGGGUUCAUCAGCUUGGGCGAAAGGACUGUCUGAUGUCAAGGUCGCGACGGAUCCCAAGGAAGUCUUGUUACUGAUGUCAGCUUGCAAACAGCCGUCCAACAAAUGCAUGGCUGUCCACAGCCCUGUAAUGUCCAGCUUAAACACUUCCGUGGUCUUUGGGUUCUUGAACUUUAUCCUCUGGGCUGGAAACAUCUGGUUUGUUUUCAAGGAGACUGGCUGGCAUUCCUCGGGACAGAGAUAUCUUUCAGACCCAAUGGAAAAGCACUCGAGCAGCUAUAACCAAGGCGGGUACAACCAAGACAGCUAUGGGUCAAGCAGUGGGUAUAGCCAGCAGGCGAGCUUGGGGCCGUCCUCAGAUGAGUUUGGUCAACAGUCCAGUGGCCCCGCCUCUUUUACCAAUCAGAUUUAACAGGUAGUAUUUGCAGUCUUCUGGAGAUAGCCUCACCACUUUCCAUUCUAGUAGCAGAAGAGUUUUAUAAGAGUUUCAAUCAAUUAUUAAUGCAGAGGGUGUUGAAUGUAAAUCAGAUAUCUGUAGUCCUCAUUAAGGCAGAAAGGCCUGGGUUAUGAUAAAUGGUACUUAGAGAGGAGACGACAUGAAGAGAUACAUUAUUCAUCAUAGAAGCCUAAUUGGAGAGUACCCUGUUAUAUACACAGAUACUUUUAUGGUCGUUUUGUAGGUGUGUUGAGAUAGUAAAAGCAUUUUGUAGCUUAAAGUCUCUAGUAUGUAUUAUGCAUAAAGUAAAUUAUAUAGCACUGAGUUUCCCUAAGCGUUUUGAUGCGAAAGAUGUUUUAACGAUUUCUAUAAGACUAUUUGGUGUAUCACAUGUGCAUGUGUCAUUGUGUUUGGUUUCAGACCCUGUAGGAAUGUGAGUCUCCAGGUAUUUGUUUCAGACAGUUACUCUGUAUUUUUUUUUUUACUUGAUGAAUCAAUCAGUGCUCAUAUGAUUUAGUGCAUGAAUAAGCAUUUUCUCUCAAAACGAACAAUUGAACUGUAUUUAUGAAAAUUUUCCAGUUUGCACCAUGAAUUUGUUAAAUGGACGUUUAAAGAAAAAUAUAUUCAUUUCUUUGUAUACUUGCAGAUUUGUCUCUUUGGCUUUACCCAAUUCUGAAUGCAUUGUAACUAAGGUUUGGGAUUUUUUUCCCUGUUAGUCGAUAUUCAGUGUUAUAUAUGGCAACUGCCCAAUAUUUAUUCUACUUACUUAGCUAAAUAUUUACAUUCUUGUAACUUUCUAAGGUGUUUUGUGGCUCUUAUCCAAUGGACCAUGAACAAUAAGCCCAAUAAGUGUUUGUGUUUAUGGAAUGUUGUUUUCUUAGAAUCAUAGAGAUGCAGAUAUCAGACACCACAGCCGAGAAGCUAUUGUGCCAACAUAUUAAUUUAUAAAAGAUGUUCUGUAGAAACUACACUACCAGCUAAAAAUUUUAAAUCCUAUUUAUUUGUAAAGUUAAUAUGUUCCUUGAUCCAAUUCUUAAAAAUUCUCAAGUCAUGGCUUAACUUACUAAUUACUGAUUCUGAUUUGAGUGUUAUCCAUAAAUUAGAAAUGACUUCCGUGAGCGACUCUGAUCCCAAAGAGGGUUCUCAUGAAAUAUUCCUCAGAAUGUAUUCAUUAUCAAGAAAAUGCCAAUCUUCGCUUCUUUGUUUUAACUUGAUUGAAACAUCAAGGCCCAGCAGUGAGGGCAAACCGUGCAUCUGUAUUUCCAGAUAAAAGUUGUUAUCGAUGUAUAAACUCUGUGUGAUGUGAUGUUGGAAGCAUUUUAACACAAAACAGCCGUGUUUCUUAGAUGAUAUCUGUAACCAGUUUCUGGAUCCUGUUGGAUAAAUCUGUAUUGUGAUAUCUAUUUGACCUUAAUAAAGUUAUUGCUUACA
Messenger RNA from Canis lupus familiaris (dog), 2676 nucleotides. RefSeq names its product synaptoporin (gene SYNPR). Lineage: Eukaryota; Metazoa; Chordata; Mammalia; Carnivora; Canidae. The coding region runs from base 424 to 1221 and encodes 265 amino acids. The transcript has 5 exons. The record is from RefSeq and is a predicted model, not a curated record. Gene Ontology annotation, cellular component: synaptic vesicle membrane; synaptic vesicle.